This is a messenger RNA of Ilex paraguariensis (yerba mate), 641 nucleotides long. The record is from the annotation of a GenBank genome assembly. Lineage: Eukaryota; Viridiplantae; Streptophyta; Magnoliopsida; Aquifoliales; Aquifoliaceae.
UGAAGGACGGUUCGUGUGUUGAGCGCAAAGCUAACUGAGCGGAUUGCGAAACAGGGGUUUUUCCUCGAACGAACACCCCACUCCCCGGGCGCCAAAUACACACACAAAUCCGCCAUUUUCGAUCGAAUUUGCCUUUAAUAAGUGGCGGCGAAACGAUGAUUUUAAAGGAGUAAGCGAUGUCGUCGUCGAGAUCGUUGAUACAUCGAGUCGCACCUUUUUUCGCAGCUCGGAUUCGACAGAACCAGAGGCUUCUGAGCUCAUCGUCCUCUGCUCUUCCUCAACACCAAUCCUUUUCUGAAACUUCGUCUCUCGAUGCCGUUCACCUGACCGAUAAUUGCGUCCGGAGAAUGAAAGAAUUGCAAGCAGAUGAAGCAAAGGAAAGAAUGCUUCGGCUGAGCAUAGAUGCAGGUGGAUGUUCUGGUUUCCAAUAUACCUUCUCACUAGAGGAUAAAACCAAUACAGAUGACAGGAUUUUUGAGAGGGAUGGAGUCAAAUUGGUGGUCGAUAAAAUUUCAUUGGAUUUUGUCAGAGGUGCUACUGUAGAUUAUGUUGAGGAGCUGAUCCGUUCUGCAUUUCAGGUAGCUACAAAUCCGAGUGCAGUGGGUGGAUGCAGCUGUAAAAGCUCCUUUAUGGUCAAAUAA